AUGGCUAAAAUAACAGCACGCUAUAUCGUUAAAAGCUUUUCGAAAUGCUGCUUUUUUGAGAAAUGUCGUCACGACAUUUCGAAACAAAAGACACAACAGAAAAACGACAAGGAAAUAAAAAAGCACGGAACGGUGAUCGCCAAGACGGUGAAUCCGCAAACAAUAAAAGAUGCAGAUUUUGAAAUUACGUAUGAACCGAAUGGCAGGCAACUGCACGUUGGUAGCCUUAACCAGGAAAAAUGCAACAAUUACAGCUACUACAUAAAUCAGCAGUGCGAAAUAAUUCACUCUCUCGAAAAAAUCGAUGAUAAAAAUGCUCUCUUGUGUAAAAAUAAAACCAAAUGUGAGUACCUCACAAAUUAUGUGUUCCAAAGUCUGGGCAUAGAAACCGUCCCAGAAGAAGACUUCUCUAAUUUAACUCAGCCACUUAACGAAGAAGUUGAGGAAAAAGAAAAAUGCAACAAAGAAGUGCAGCUAAAUGAAAAAAUCAAAUGCAUGUGUUGCAUCAAAGAUAUGGAAAGCAGCGAAACGGAAAAAAUAAAUGCCGAGUUAAACUCAGGGCAAACAACCCAAAACGCUGUGUACCCCUUCGGUGACUGCAAAUGUAUUCUAAAAUAUGAAGUAGACGAUGAAAACGCCUUAAAUGCCGAUAAAUGUAAAAACUUCAUCUGCAACAGUGGGAUUUGCACACUGCGGAUGGAUGGAGAACCCAUCUGCUCCUGCGAGGAGAACCAUUAUUUCGACAAAAGAGUUAAUGCGUGCAUAAGGCAUCAAGAUGGGGUGAACGGAGGGGAGAGUGAGGCGAGUCAAGCGAGUCAAGCGAGUCAGGCAAGUCAGACGAAUCAGGAAAGUCAGACGAGUCAGGCGGUCAUGGACGAACAUCGUCAUGUAACAUAUGAGAGCGACUCGAACAGAAACGAAAUACACGACGAUCACAAAAAGGGGAACCAUACCCCGAGAGUUAAUGAUAACCAAGAUAACGACAGCGACACACAUUCUCAUCAAGCGCAAGGAAGCCAAAAUAAUCACGAAAAUAGAAACCCAAGCAAUGCGUUCACCGAUGAAUGUCCACUAAAUCACGUAAGAAAUAAACAGGGGGAGUGCCAAAGGAGGGAAAGCAACUCAGCCGAGAAUAUUUGCCUCAGAAUAGAAUGUUUCGUCAAUUCGGACCCACCAGAAUGCGCAUGUGUAGAUAAAAAUGGGCAAAAAAUAGAAAAAGCUAUCUUCGACGUUUCUCACAUAACUAUGUGCACCCUCAACAACAUAAACUGUGACUACGGGACAUGCAAUAACUCGACAAAAAAAGGAGAACUCGCAUGUAUUUGCAACAAGAAGUAUAAAUAUAACAGCUCUUUGAAGGUAUGCAUUGGUUACGCCGCAGCACGUCUUCUCAGUUGGGUUCUCAUCAUCGCGCUGUUCUGCAUAAUCGCAACUGCGCUGUGA
Messenger RNA from Plasmodium cynomolgi strain B, 1443 nucleotides. RefSeq lists its product as hypothetical. The transcript is spliced from 2 exons. Lineage: Eukaryota; Apicomplexa; Aconoidasida; Haemosporida; Plasmodiidae. Bases 1 to 1443 code for a protein of 480 amino acids. The record is from RefSeq and is a predicted model, not a curated record.